UUUUUUCUUAUUACAUACAGAAAAUCCCAAUUUCUCUAAGGGUUCCUUUAUUUUCUUCGAGUGGAAUUGCAGUAUCAUCUGAAUUUCCCAAAUUCAUCAAGCUGGAUAGGCACCGAGUGGAUCGCCAUGGUAGUGGGGGUAAUGAAGACUCCUACCUUAACCACCGUACUCAUCCCAAAGGACCUUCUCGUCUCUCAGAUUCACCCUACAUGACACGCUUUGACGAGGAUGAUGAGGCGUUUAGCCACCGUCGUCGUCGGGGAAACAGCCCUAGCAGCUAUCGAGUUGGAAUUGAGGGCGGAGAAGAUGGUGGUCGACGCUGGGAAGGUGACAGCUCUACAGAUCGUGAUGUUCCCGGAGGUGGCGUUAGAGAAGGAGGUUUCCCGCCGAUGAACGGACCUCCAGGUAGAUUAGAUUUUCAGCCGAUGGGUCCUCGCGAUGGUGGAAGUUUUCGGCCGAUGGGUUUUGGCUUCGAUGGAGGAUUUCGGCCUAGCGGGCCCGUGAUGUUCCCGCCAUCGGAAAAUGGAGAUGGAUUUUCAGGCGGCAGGGGAUUUCAAGCAACGAUGGGUAAAGUAAUGGAGACUGAUUACUCUGUAAAAUCGACUUCACCGACGGUCCAGCAGCCUCUUACGGGUCAGAAAAGAGGACGUCCUCUCUCGGAGCAUGGCAGCUUUACUGGAGCUGAUGUUUCUGAUCGUAGUAGUAUAGUCAAGCUUUUUGUUGGCUCCGUACCAAGGACAGCUACAGAAGAAGAAGUCCGUCCCUUGUUCGAACAACAUGGAAAUGUUCUUGAGGUUGCUUUGAUCAAGGACAAGAGAACUGGACAGCAGCAAGGCUGUUGUUUUGUAAAAUAUGCAACUUCUGAAGAUGCUGAUAGAGCCAUUAGAGCAUUGCACAAUCAGAUCACUCUUCCUGGGGGAACCGGCCCUGUUCAAGUUCGUUAUGCUGAUGGAGAGAGAGAACGCAUAGGUGCGCUAGAGUUUAAGCUUUUCGUUGGUUCACUAAACAAACAAGCCACUGAAAAAGAAGUUGAGGAGAUCUUUUUGCAAUUUGGUCGCGUGGAAGAUGUCUAUCUCAUGCGUGAUGAAUAUAGACAGAGUCGUGGAUGUGGGUUUGUUAAAUAUUCAAGCAAAGAGAAUGCAAUGGCAGCUAUCGAUGGUCUCAAUGGAACUUAUACCAUGAGAGGUUGCAAUCAGCCAUUGAUUGUUCGGUUUGCUGAUCCAAAGAGGCCUAAACCUGGCGAGUCAAGGGAAGUGGUACCUCCUGUUGGACUUAGUUCAGGGCCUCGUUUUCAAGCUUCAGGACCAAGGCCUACAUCUAACCUCGCUGACCGUAGUGGAGAUGUAAGCCAAACAAAUCCUUGGCAUCCAAAGAGUUCACCAAACAUAGCCCCACCAAGUAACACUGGGAUCCGUGGUAUCGGAAGCGACUUUUCUCCUAAACCAGGUCAAGCAACAUUGCCUUCAAAUCAGGGCGGUCCAUUAGGUGGUUAUGGUGUUCCUCCCCUUAAUCCUCUUCCAGUUUCUGGAGUUUCAUCUACUGCCACAUCGCAACAGCAAAACAGGGCAGCUGGCCAGCAAAUAUCACCAUUACAAAACCCUAUACACCGUCCACAAAAUACCCCCCUUCAGCCACAGACUAAUUUCCCUGGGGUCCAUGCAUCCUUGCAGAAUCCUUAUGGUUAUAGCAGCCAGCUGCCUACAUCUCAGCUGCCGCCACAGCAAAACGUCCCUCCUGCGACUGCUCCACAAACUCCUUUGAACAUCAAUCUACGGCCAACACUUGUGUCUUCUGCAACUGAUCAAUUGCGCCCUCGUGCUCAGCAGCCACCUCCACAAAAGAUGCAACAUCCUCCUUCUGAGCUAGCUCAGCUCAUGUCACAGCAAACUCAGACUCUACAAGCAACCUUCCAGUCAUCUCAACAAGCAUUUUCUCAGCUGCAGCAGCAGGUGCAGUCCAUGCAGCAACCAAACCAAAUUUUACCAGUCUCCCAAAAUGGCCAAGCUGGUAAACAGCAGUGGGCUGGAUCUACAGUUCCAACAGUUGUUAGCACCACGGCUUCUACACCAGUUAGCUAUGUGCAAAAAGCUGCUGCAGUAAGUCAGAGCGUUGUUUCUGUCAAAUGUAACUGGACCGAGCAUACCUCGCCUGAUGGGUUUAAAUAUUAUUACAAUGGUCUAACGGGUGAAAGCAAGUGGGAAAAACCUGAGGAAAUGGUAUUGUUCGAACGACAGCAACAGCAACAGCAGAAGCCAACUAUACAGCAGACCCAAACCCAGUCACAGCAGGCUCUGCAUUCCCAGCCAAUGCAGCAACAACCACAACAGGGUCACCAGCAAUACCAGAGCCAGCAAUUACAGCAGCCUUUUUAUUCUUCUCAGUAUCCAACUCAAGGGGUCAGCCAUAAUGCUCAGUAUCCGUCAUUGGCAGUCGGUCCAAAUAGCCAGUUUCCUAUUUCAGGGAUUGGUCAAAAUACUCAGAGCCGUCAGUCUCCACAAGAACUCAUGUGGAAGAAUAAAUAAUCAGGUACAUGAUACGAGGAGCUAAAAUAUUUCUGUAACUAGAUAGAAACUUCCGAACUAUCAGGUAUAAUAGAUAGGCGAUUCGCCGACCAUCUGAAUAUCUUUCCUCUAAUCAGAGAUUUUCUUCUCUUUCAUUUCAAGAGUUACCAAACAAACAAUCCCCCUGUUGUAACAGAGCUAGUGCAAGUCAUUGCUCAUGUUGUGUUAGUAGUAGUAGUGUUUGCUCAUGUUGUGUUAGUAAUAGUAGUGUACUUAGCUGGUAAAACCAAACUUUGAUCCUGAUUUAGGAGUCAUAUAUAUAGAAGUGUUCGCUUCUUUAUAGAUUUCGUAAACCCAAAGUUCUAUGU
Molecule: messenger RNA, 2869 nt
Organism: Eutrema salsugineum
Lineage: Eukaryota; Viridiplantae; Streptophyta; Magnoliopsida; Brassicales; Brassicaceae
Product: flowering time control protein FCA
Cellular component (GO): nucleus; cytoplasm; ribonucleoprotein complex
Molecular function (GO): mRNA binding; protein binding
Source: RefSeq, a predicted model, not a curated record